Postia placenta MAD-698-R-SB12 is the source of this 756-nucleotide messenger RNA. RefSeq lists its product as hypothetical. NCBI's taxonomy places the organism in Eukaryota, Fungi, Basidiomycota, Agaricomycetes, Polyporales, Adustoporiaceae. The transcript is spliced from 4 exons. The record is from RefSeq and is a predicted model, not a curated record. Gene Ontology annotation, biological process: translational initiation. Gene Ontology annotation, cellular component: eukaryotic 43S preinitiation complex. Gene Ontology annotation, molecular function: ribosomal small subunit binding; translation initiation factor activity; RNA binding. Bases 101 to 442 code for a protein of 113 amino acids.
GCCCGCCUCUAGUCUUUCCCCGUCUCUCUCUCUUACUGCCAGCACCCCCACUCAGCCGCCCUCCCCACUCCGUUUUUAGUCUAAUCUCACCGACCGUCGCAUGAGCGUGCAGAACCUCAACACCUUCGACCCCUUCGCAGACGAGGGAGACCCGCUUGGCGCGAGCGCAGACGUUGGCACGCAGCAGAACUACAUCCACAUCCGCAUUCAGCAGCGGAACGGACGCAAGACCCUCACGACGUUGCAGGGCCUGCCCAAGGAGUACGAUGCUAAGAAGCUCCUGAAGGCAUUCAAGAAGGAAUUCGCUUGCAACGGCACCCUCGUUGAGGAUGAGGAGGCCGGUCAAGUCAUCCAGCUCCAGGGUGAUCAACGUAUCAAGAUAUCCAACUUCCUCGUCGAAGAAGGCGUGGCGAAGAAUUCUAUCAAGAUUCACGGGUUCUAGCCAGACUUUUGCUGGGGCCGAGCAUUAACGCACGCGCAUAAUGCAUUCCGUUCUCUCUCUCUGCGCCGUUCCCUUCUUUUGCCCAUCUUCUCUGCCUGACGUUCAUGUAAUGACCGCAUACACCGUUUCAUGGCUUUCCCCUUCCCAUUUACAGUCUGUACUAGUACUACUAAAUGCCGAAUGCGCAUCGGACUUCCAUGGCGUUUAUGGCUCACAGCUUCAGACGUCAUUCUAAGAAGAGACGGAGGAUCGUCCAUUAAAUAUAGUACGUAUACAUUCGCAGGUAGAACCAAUGGCAAGCAGUGGGACACAAA